Funneliformis geosporum is the source of this 282-nucleotide messenger RNA. NCBI's taxonomy places the organism in Eukaryota, Fungi, Glomeromycota, Glomeromycetes, Glomerales, Glomeraceae. The record is from the annotation of a GenBank genome assembly.
AUGACACUUAAAACUUCAUCUACUAGUUCAUUAACCAUUUCAUCAAACACAAGUCAAGUAUCUGUUAUUAAUCCAGAGUUUCCGGAGUGUAGCGAACUAUAUUAUUUUACUCAGGAUGACUCAAGAUUUCCGGAUGUCAGGCCAAAAAUUGAGUCGAUACGUACUUUAACAACGGUUACCGUUUACUAUUAUGCCUUUGAUAUCAAAGAUGUAAGGCGUAGUUCUAGUUCUUAUGCAAAUAUUUUAUAUAAAUUACCGACCUUACUGAGAGAAUUCAAAUAG